AUGCCGUGCCACGACUACGGCCACCGCGCGCUCCGCUGCCUUUUUGUGCUGCACCUCUGCAUCCCAGGCGACGAAAGCGCCCGCCUGAGCGCACGCGCACGACGGCGGCUGAGGAACGCAGAUCUAAAGCAGCAGCGCAAGCAGCAGGAGCGGCUGCGCCAGCGGGCGGCUGCAGAGGCCGGCGAGGCCGCUGCCGCCGAGGCGCUGGGGAGGGGCGGCGGGCGCACCCUGGUUAAUGCCGAGGGCCAGGGGCCUGGCGGUGCCGGCAGCCAAGCAGGCGGCGGCGGCAGCCAAGCCGGCAGUGGCGGCGGCGGUGUUGGAGGCGGGCAGGCCUUGGGCCUGACGCACAUCUUGGAGCUGGGGGCGGGCUGCGGCAGCGCCAUCCUGCCCCUGCUCAAGGCCCACCCAAACGCCCGCGCCACUGUCUGCGACGUCAGUGCCACCAGCCUGCACCAGCUGCGCGCCGCGGCCGCCGCGGACGGCAUUGACCAACGCCGCAUCUCCGCAUUCGUCGCCGACGCGACGGCCCCCUCCCUGGCCGCCCGCCUGGCAGCGGACCCCGCUGAUGCGGCCCUCAUCAUGUUCACGCUGUCCGCGGUGCCGCCCGGGGAGGGCGGCAUGCUGCCGAUGCUGCGCAACAAUGCGGCGGCGCUGAGGCCCGGCGGGCGGCUGUGCAUACGCGACCACGGGCUGGGGGACAUGGUGCAGCUGCGCAUCCCGCCACACCAAGUGGUCCUUCCGGACCGAGUUGAUCAUUCCGAGGCAGCAUCAGAUCACACGUCCAAGGUUCCGUCAGAUCACUCAGAUCAGGCGUGGUGGUGGCCGGACGACGUGUACUACCGGCGCGGCGACGGCACCCUGGCCUACUUUUACACGUCAGACGGGCUGGCUGCGCUCGGGGCCGCGGCGGGGCUGGUGCCGGUGCGGUGCGGCUACGCGUGCGUUGUGAACCGCAACCGGCGCUCGGGGCAGGCGCUUCGGCGGGUGUUUGUGCAGGGGGAGUUUAGGAAGCCGUGA
This is a messenger RNA of Monoraphidium neglectum, 1017 nucleotides long. RefSeq lists its product as hypothetical. The record is from RefSeq and is a predicted model, not a curated record. The transcript is spliced from 4 exons. Lineage: Eukaryota; Viridiplantae; Chlorophyta; Chlorophyceae; Sphaeropleales; Selenastraceae. Bases 1 to 1017 code for a protein of 338 amino acids.